CAUUUUAGUUUUACGCAAAGAGAAAUAUUACACACAGAGCAAAACUUGCAACUUGACUUGCAUCUCAACCACGAUUAUAUAGUUUUGAAUAUUAUAACAAACAUAAAAAAUGUCGGCUAAUGAAUCGCAAGACGACUCAUUAUAUCCUAUAGCUGUUCUUAUCGACGAACUUAGAAAUGAGGAUGUUCAGCUCCGUUUAAACUCAUUGAAAAAGUUAUCCACUAUUGCACUUGCUCUUGGUGUGGAAAGAACCAGAAGUGAAUUAAUCCCUUUUCUUACUGAUACUAUCUAUGAUGAAGACGAGGUUCUACUAGCAUUGGCUGAACAACUGGCAGGUUUCACACCUCUGGUUGGUGGUCCUGAGCAUGUUCAUUGUUUGUUACCUCCACUGGAAAGUCUAGCAACAGUUGAAGAAACAGUCGUUCGAGAUAAAGCUGUUGAUUCGUUGAGACAAAUUGCAGCUGACCAUUCUGUGGAUGACCUGGAAAAUCAUUUUGUUCCAUUAGUUAAAAGAUUAGCACAAGGAGAUUGGUUUACAUCACGAACAUCUGCAUGUGGCUUGUUUGCUUGUUGUUAUGAGCGUGUUGGAAAUAAUACAAAAACAGAUCUCCGCACUGCGUUUAAAACUUUGUGUUGUGAUGAUACACCAAUGGUACGAAGAGCUGCAGCUGGGAAACUUGGUGAAUUCGCCAAGACUGUGGAAAUUGAAUAUGUUAAAUCAGACUUAAUACCAUCGUUUACGAAUCUCGCUAUUGAUGAUCAAGAUUCAGUUCGUUUAUUAGCUGUCGAAGCAUGUGUUUGUAUCGCAGAUAUCUUACCACCAGCUGAUAAAGAAACUUUUAUGAUGCCUACCUUACGCAACGCAGCUCAAGAUAAAUCAUGGCGAGUGCGUUAUAUGGUUGCAGAUAAAAUAGUGGACUUACAAAAGGCAGUAGGUCCAGAUAUAAGCAAACAGGACUUGGUACCAUCAUAUGCUGCCUUGCUGAAGGACUGUGAGGCAGAAGUAAAAACAGCAGCUGCACAUAAAGUAAAAGACUUUUGUGAAAAUCUUCCAGCAGAUGUAAAAGAACAAGCUAUAAUGCUGACAUUGUUACCAUGCGUAAAGGAUUUAGUUAUUGAUCCUAAUAUGCAUGUGAAAUCAGCAUUAGCAGGUGUUAUCAUGGGUUUGGCACCAAUGUUAGGAAAAGACAACACUAUUGAACAUCUGUUACCGUUAUUUUUAACGAUGCUUAAAGAUGAGUUUCCAGAUGUACGCUUAAAUAUAAUCUCAAACUUGGAUAGUGUCAAUCAAGUUAUUGGUAUUCACCAGUUGUCUCAAUCCCUACUUCCUGCCAUAAUGGAACUAGCUGAAGAUCCAAAAUGGAGAGUACGGCUUGCUAUAAUUGAAUAUAUGCCUCUACUAGCUGGACAGUUGGGUGUUCAGUUCUUUGAUGAGAAAUUAAGUGCUUUGUGCAUGAGCUGGCUAGUUGAUCACGUGUAUGCUAUUCGUGAAGCUGCUGCUAUUAAUUUGAAACACUUGGUGGAGAAAUUCGGAUUGGAAUGGGCGCAAAAUAAAGUUAUUCCAAAAAUUCUUGCCAUGGCAAAAGACACGAAUUAUUUACAUCGAAUGACAACUCUCUUCACCAUCAAUACGAUCAUUGACGUGUGUGGGACGGACGUCACGAGCAAAUUGAUUUUACCGACUGUCGUCAGCUUAUCUAACGAUAACGUUGCUAACGUUCGAUUUAACGUCGCUAAAACCUUACAAAAGAUAGCACCUCUUCUUGAUGCACAAUCUAUCCAAUCUACAAUCAAACCGUGCUUGACGCAGUUGAAUACCGAUACAGACACAGAUGUCAAAUACUUCGCACAAGAAGCGUUAGCAGUUUGCUGAUUCGUGAUGUAGCUAGCACACUAGCCUUGAUUCCAUCAGUUUAUUUUCUUACGACGUUUAAGUAUACCAGUGUAAUAUAGCCGAGAAGAAAUCGAUUUUAUUGUUCUGUAACUAUUACAAUAACCUCCCCUUUUA
Molecule: messenger RNA, 2008 nt
Organism: Hydractinia symbiolongicarpus
Lineage: Eukaryota; Metazoa; Cnidaria; Hydrozoa; Anthoathecata; Hydractiniidae
Product: serine/threonine-protein phosphatase 2A 65 kDa regulatory subunit A alpha isoform-like
Exons: 15
Coding region: 110-1873 (587 amino acids)
Biological process (GO): protein dephosphorylation
Cellular component (GO): cytoplasm; protein phosphatase type 2A complex
Molecular function (GO): protein phosphatase regulator activity; protein binding
Source: RefSeq, a predicted model, not a curated record